Molecule: messenger RNA, 1126 nt
Organism: Caenorhabditis sp. 36 PRJEB53466
Lineage: Eukaryota; Metazoa; Nematoda; Chromadorea; Rhabditida; Rhabditidae
Source: the annotation of a GenBank genome assembly
AUGAGCGAUUCGUGGCCAAAUAUCGAGCGAACGACAAUAACGGCGUCGGUGCCCGAGUCUCCGUGCAAUUUCGACGACAAACCGCCGUUCAACCGAACGAUCAACGUUUAUCCGCUGACCAACUACACUUUCGGAACAAAAGACGCGCAGGCGGAGAAGGACAAGUCGGUUCCAGAGCGAUUUAAGCGAAUGAAGGAUGAAUACGAAGUGGUUUGUGCUUUUUUGCCCUUCGGAAUCGACUUGUUGAAUUGGAAAACCGAGAAAUAAAAUACAGUUCCGCACAUUUUUCAAAGUUAAUUAUUCCAUCUUUGUUGUCUAGAAAUUAGAAGAGCUCGGGAAACAAGUUAUUUUUUAAUUUUUUUCAGGUGGGAAUGCGUCGAUCGGUGGAAGCGGUGCUGAUUGUGCACGAGCACUCCCUCCCGCACAUUCUUUUGCUCCAAAUCGGAACCACUUUCUACAAAUUGUAAGUCGUUCGAUCGCGUUACAUUUGACAAAUAGAAAAAUCUAUUUUUGUAUAGAAUAUUUCUUGAAAAUGUGUCCUUCUAACCCCUUUGUUACAGACCCGGCGGCGAGCUGGAAGCGGGCGAAUCGGAAAUCGCGGGUGUGACUCGCCUGCUGAACGACACUCUCGGCCGAACGGACGGCGAGGAAAACGAGUGGACGAUCGAGGAUGAGAUCGGAAACUGGUGGAGGCCCAACUUCGACCCGCCCAGAUAUCCGUACAUUCCGGCGCACGUCACCAAGCCGAAAGAGCACACCAAACUGCUUCUGGUCCAGUUACCCGCCAAAUGUGAGCCCAUAACACCGGGGGAAAAUUUGGUGCCUUGCGGCCGUCAGCUGCUGUCUUUUAGUCUAGUUUUUUCUCGAUUCUUCUGCUGAUUAAUUGAAAAAAUCACGAUUUUUUGAGAAGCACUCGUAAUUUAAUUAAAAGUCCAGAAAUUCUAUCUCAAUUUGCCUCAUAAAAACUUGUAAAUUUUCAGCGACAUUCUGUGUGCCGAAAAACUUCAAACUGGUCGCCGCUCCGCUUUUCGAGCUCUACGACAACGCGGCCGCCUACGGACCGCUCAUCUCGUCGCUUCCGACCACUCUCUCACGAUUCAACUUCAUUUUCAACGACUCUAACUAA